AUGGCAGAGUUACAAAACGGUGAGCCACCGAGAAGGUUCAUGCUGGAUGAUGAGAACACGUUCGGCCAGUUUACAGGUACUGAACGGUGGCCCAUCAUUGUGCAGAACGCCGUGGACGACGUCGAGGCUGCUGUAGCUUCUGCUGCGGGUCCCCUGGCAAGGGAGCAGGCUGGUGUGAUUCACAGACAACUUCUGUCGUUGAAGCAGGAGAUCAUGGCGAAAGGUCCACUGAGACCAUUCUCCCAAGAGGAGGUUCAAAAAGCUGAUAUUCCAGGGUCCCUGAACGAGUACUUGGAGCGGGACCCCAAACACGCCGGGUUCUCAUGGGGACACUCAGAGUGGCUGUACACGGAAAUUUACUUGUACUGGCGGAUCCAUGUGCUGUUUGCGCUGCAAUCUGAAUGGUCACACUUCGACGUGUUCAACAAGUUGAAGCAGUCGACGUUCAAGGCGUCGCAGCACGGUGUCGUCGAGUUGGCACACCGGUACGCUAACUUGAAACCACAGCUGAUGCAAUUGGCUGCACAGGGCGCCGACAGGUCCACUCUGCAAGUGCUAUUCAAGGAGUUUGUGGAGAUCUCCCUGUGGGGGAACGCCACGGACCUGUCCCUUCUCACCAACGCAACGCUGGAGGACAUCAAGUCCAUCCAGGGCGCCAAAGCACGGCAGGCAUCCGAGGCAAAGAUCCUCGUCAACGACACGGACCGCGCAUUGGACCAGCUUCUGCAGGAAUCCUCAGGUGACCAACAGGUGGACUUCGUCCUGGAUAACUCCGGGUUCGAGUUGUACGCGGACCUUAUGCUCGCAGCGUUCCUACUGCACACGGGGCUAGCAAGCAAGUGUGUCUUCCACGCAAAGGCGAUCCCAUACAUGGUCUCAGACGUCAUGGUCAAGGACCUUGACGUCUUGAUCGCGGACCUCCGUGACAGACAAUUCUUCCCCUGCGACUCGCAGGAGGACGCCGCCGCAAUGGACUUGUUCGCCGCGGACAUCGAUGCGUUCCGCAACUCCAAUGCACUCACCAUUGAGUCACACCCCUUCUGGACUACAGACCUGGACUACUGGCACAUUGACCCGGUGCAAGGGCAACACGGCGGCGCAGAGGUCCAUUCGACACUCGCACAGUCAGCGCUCGUUAUCUUCAAGGGUGACCUCAACUACAGGAAGCUCACGGGGGACAGGACUUGGCCCAGAACGACCCCCUGGGGGGUAGCCAUCGGACCGCUCGCCCACAACGGCGUCACAUUGCUCUCGCUCAGAACUUGCAAAGCUGACGUCCAAGUCGGACUCGAACCGGGCGUCGACGAAAGACUCUCGCAACUCUGGGAGAGGGACCACCCUGGCAAGGGAAGCUGGUGGUCCUCCAGCGGUAAAUGGGCGGUCAUUUGCUACUCUUCUGGUGAAUGA
Messenger RNA from Huiozyma naganishii CBS 8797, 1407 nucleotides. RefSeq names its product putative methyltransferase. The record is from RefSeq and is a predicted model, not a curated record. Lineage: Eukaryota; Fungi; Ascomycota; Saccharomycetes; Saccharomycetales; Saccharomycetaceae. The transcript has a single exon. Gene Ontology annotation, biological process: DNA damage response. Gene Ontology annotation, cellular component: nucleus; cytoplasm. Gene Ontology annotation, molecular function: phosphatase activity. Bases 1 to 1407 code for a protein of 468 amino acids.